UGUUUUCUGCUUAGCUUUUAGUUUGUUGAUUAUUGUUUUUGUCUUUUAUGUUUUACCUGUACAGCACUUUGGCCAGUUGAUGCUUUAUAAAUAAUUGGAUUGGACUGUUGUAUUCUGCUGCUACAUGCUAAAAUAACAUAUUAGAUUAAAAAAAACAGCACCUCCCACAUCUCACUGCCCACCCUUAAGUUGAUGUUGUCAUUCACUUUAAAUUUAAACUAAGUGCAGCCAGAUCUGAGCAGUUAAACCACUUGACCUCAGCAGAUACAGAUCAUCAUGUUCGUGUCAAUAGUUCUGCUGUGGAUCUCCGUUUGCUUCAUCCUCCUCCUACUUAAAUCACGAAGACCCAAGAAUUUCCCACCCGGACCCCCAGCCUGGCCCGUCCUGGGGAACCUUCUGUAUCUCAUCUCAAAAGAUCCUUUGAUGAACUUGGAGAAGCUGAGACAGUCUUAUGGAAACGUCUACAGUUUAUUCCUCGGUUCCAGACCAGUUGUAGUCAUCAACGGGUUAAAGAUGAUGAAGGAGGCGAUGGUGACCAAGGGUCCUCACUUUGCUGGAAGACCUCAAGACCUGUUAAUGAAUCGGCUCACUCAGUGGAAAGGUGUACUUCUACUUGAUUACGGCUCAGCCUGGAGGGAGCAUCGUCGUUUUGAUUUGAUGACUUUGAGGAACUUUGGUCUGGGAAAGAAAUCGAUGGAGGACCGAAUUCAUGAAGAAUUGCAUCACACCAUUAAAAUCCUGGACCAGAGCGCUGGUGAAACUCUGAGACCUCGGGUUAUGUUUCAUAACAUCACCUCCAACGUCAUCUGUAAGUUUCUGUUUGGUACGCGUUAUGAAUACGAUGAUGAAAACUUCAAAGUGAUGAUUCAGCGCUUGCUUAAAUUGACUAAAAUAAUCAACAAACCAUGGAUGAUGAUCUAUGACUUUCUUCCUAAAGUUCGUUCUGUGAUGGAGCCCAACAAGAAGGUGUUUAAGGUCAUAGAGGCUUUUCUGAGUUUUUCAGUCAGUCAGGUGAACGAGCACAAGAAGAGCAGAAUCCCCGGAGAACCACGAGAUUUUAUCGACUGUUACCUGGAAGAGCUGGAUAAGAAGAGUGAUGAGUCAUCAUUUUCAGAGGAACAACUCAUCGGUCAGCUGUUUGAUCUUUACGUUGGUGGAACCGACACCACCACCAACACGCUCCUCACAGCGUUCCUCUACCUGACGAAUUACCCUCAAAUACAAGAGCGAUGCCAGCAGGAAAUCGAUCAGGUGUUAGAAGGAAAGGAUCGGGUCACCUUUGAGGACAGACACAACAUGCCUUACAUGCAGGCUGUGGUCCAUGAAGUUCAAAGAUUUGGCAACAUCCUUCCGUUCGGCAUCUUCCACUGCACAACUAAAGACACAGAACUGAUGGGAUAUUCUGUUCCCAAGGGAACGAUGAUCAUCCCGAACAUGAUGUCUGUGCUGAAGGAGGAGGGUCAGUGGAAAUUCCCUCGUGACUUCAACCCUGAGAACUUUUUGAAUGAGCAGGGGGAGUUUGUCAAACCAGAGGCCUUCAUGCCUUUCUCUGCAGGUCCUCGGAUGUGCAUCGGCGAAAGUCUGGCUCGCAUGGAGCUCUUUCUCAUCGUGGUGACUCUGCUGAGAAAGUAUAAGUUCAUCUGGCCGGAGGAUGCAGGAGAACCAGACUACACGAUGGUCUUUGCAGGAAGUUUGACUCCAAAACCUUAUAACAUGAAGAUUGAGUCAAGGUCCCCACAGUAAAGUGAUAUGUGAAUGUGUGGAUGAAUGACUGAUUUUGUUGUAAAGAGGGGUUGUAUACGGGACUAUAUAAAAUACAGGCCAUUUACCAUUUUACCAUGUUCAAACUUUUUGUGGAGGAAACCUCAUUUCAUCUUUAUUUUGUCUUGUUUCUACACAUUUAUUCCCUUUUAUUUGCAUUUUCGUCAUACAGCAACUUCCACAGUUGCUACAGCGGCAAAGGAUGGGUCCAGGUCUAUUUGUUUGAUGCACUUCUCAUGAACUCACAGAGAGGUGGAAAGUGUGUCUCUGUAUCUUAUAGCCUUUUACUGUUGCAGGUGGCUUUAACUUCAUUGGGGUCCAAUCCUUAAACAUAACGCAAACAUGUAAAUGAAGUAAAACUAAUUGAAAUUAUGUCGUGAUUAACUGGACUGUAGCGGUCAACAAAACCUACGGCUACCCAGCCCUCCUCUAUGUUCACCAGGUGAGACUGACAGCUCCUUUUGAUUGUGACUGCCUGCACCCAUGUGACCCCGUUGAAUCGCCUUGACAACAAAAAAGGAAAUGAAAUGGAAACCCAGUGACCAACACACUCAACAAAAAGCAUGGCUCCUCCAUAUUAUAAUAAAUAUUUAAUGAAGAUGUCACAUAGAUCUGAGCCACUUCAGCACCUUGGACAGUGUAAUAAUUUGGCGACUGAUUAUUUUUGCCUCAUAAUGGGUUAACAUUUCUCUAGUGCCUUAAGACGACUCUCAUCAUGAUUUGGUGCUGCUUCUAGAAUGCAGUUUCAAACAUGAUGUCAAAAUCUAAAUGUACUUAUUUUACUCAGUGAUUGAUUUGUAUUUUAAGUAUGUUUGAAUUAAGAGAUGGAAAAUAUGAUUUGAGGGGGGUCCUAUAUGUUUGAAAUACCUAAAGUGAGAACUAAUGCUAAGUAUAGAUGUGUGUCGGUUUUGGGAGUGAAGUUAUGGAAUGGACUUAAUGAUGAAGUGAAGAUGUGUUAUUCUUUGUCAUUUUUCAAGAAAAUUUUAAAAAUUUGCAUCUUCCAAAGUUAUAGAAACUUAGUUUGAUGUCUAACCUUGUGUUGAUUUGAUUUCUUGACUUUUCAUUGCUUUUUCUUUAAAUGUUAUGCAUCUUAUCUAUCAGCCCUAUUUUUUUCUCUUGGUUAAGGAUUUGAUUAUCUCUGUGGGAGUUAAGGAUAGGCUAAUGAUAAGCCACUAGGCUUCAACCUAUUCCUUUUUUCGGUUGCUUGAUUACUUUUAUGUAAAAUUGAUCAAUUGUUGUUGUUGACCGAAUAAAAAUAUCUGUCGAUCUA
This is a messenger RNA of Nothobranchius furzeri (turquoise killifish), 3031 nucleotides long. RefSeq names its product cytochrome P450 2F2. The record is from RefSeq and is a predicted model, not a curated record. Gene Ontology annotation, cellular component: cytoplasm; intracellular membrane-bounded organelle. Gene Ontology annotation, biological process: xenobiotic metabolic process. Gene Ontology annotation, molecular function: heme binding; oxidoreductase activity, acting on paired donors, with incorporation or reduction of molecular oxygen, reduced flavin or flavoprotein as one donor, and incorporation of one atom of oxygen; iron ion binding. Lineage: Eukaryota; Metazoa; Chordata; Actinopteri; Cyprinodontiformes; Nothobranchiidae.